AUGACGCCUCUUUCUGCUAAAGAGACACUCAAGCGUAACAAGGCUAUAUCACGCAUGGUUCACCUUGCAGAAGCAAUUUGUUUGAUUCCUGAUGAUAUUGAUAUAGUUUUAGUACAAUAUAGAAAUAUUGGAGAACACGACUGGGAGAACAAAGACGCCAACAUCUUAGUUUUCAAAUACAAGGAUCCUGCUGGAAUCAACUUGUACCAAGCGCUUCGGAACUUGGCGAAAAUUAUUUUAUCAUUAACUUUGAACGAACGCUGA
This is a messenger RNA of Parnassius apollo (apollo), 264 nucleotides long. The record is from the annotation of a GenBank genome assembly. NCBI's taxonomy places the organism in Eukaryota, Metazoa, Arthropoda, Insecta, Lepidoptera, Papilionidae.